Molecule: messenger RNA, 603 nt
Organism: Saccostrea cuccullata (small rock oyster)
Lineage: Eukaryota; Metazoa; Mollusca; Bivalvia; Ostreida; Ostreidae
Exons: 2
Coding region: 1-603 (200 amino acids)
Source: RefSeq, a predicted model, not a curated record
AUGGCCGCUUAUUACACUGUUAAUCAGGCUGUUGGGGGCAAUCUAAUCUAUGUAGGCAAGCAUCAUUACAUCAGAGAAUUGUCCACAGAAAAAUGGAAAAAAGUUGAAAGCAAACUAGUAAAUGUAAAAGAACCAUGGGUUGCGAAAUGUGUCUACAGCUCCCCCUCCAACGGAGAUUUACUAGUUGGCGUAUUAAGAUAUGACUGGGAUAAAAAUAAAUCUACAAAGGCCAAGGUAGUGCGGUGUAUCAGUACAGGAAAAAAAUACAAACCCAAACAGGUCAUUGGAGACGAUAACACGGAUCAGAGACUGUAUGAAUGCCCUUUAUACAUCACCGAGAACCAUAACGGAGAUGUUAUUGUGUCUGACCAGAACCGUGCUGUAGUAGUGACCGAGUGUGGAGGCAAACAUUGUUACUCUUACACAGGACCUUCAUCAGAAGAACGAGAUGAUCUCUCCCUCACAGGUCCUCUGUCAAGGUCACGGCUAUUACCAUUAGGACUCUACAUUCUCUGGGUUGGAACAAGCGGUCACAAACAAGAAAUAUGCAUAUACAGAUACAUACAGAGAAAGAAUAUGGAGAGGAUCGACAAACAUUAUUAG